AUGGCCAAUCAACAAGAUUCGAAGGAGCCAGACACAGCAGACGUGAACGUUGAAGAUGUGGCCGCCCAAACCACUGCGCGUCUCACGGAUGACGCCAAGUUCCUCUUGGAGCACAAUCUGUCUGAAGAAUAUAUCCAGUCACUUCUUGCCGAUGACGGGAAAAUCAAGCGUCUUGUGCGGAAGGUGGAUCGCUUCUUACUGCCAUUGUUGGCAGGAACCUAUGUUCUGCAAUACAUAGAUAAACAGGCACUGGCUUAUUCAGCUGUCUUCGACCUCUUUACCAGCACUGGCAUCACCGGUUAUCAAUACUCGUGGCUACCAAGCAUAUUUUACCUCGCAUACGUGGUGGCAGAAUAUCCUUGGAUUUUCCUCGCCCAACGAACUCGUAUGGCGAAGGUUGUUGGCGGAUGUGUUUUGGCCUGGGGGUCCGUUUUGAUGAUCACUGCAGCCUGCUCCGAUUGGCCGGGCCUUGCUGCCUGCCGCUUUUUUCUUGGCUUUUUUGAAGCCCCGAUCACGACUUGUUUCAUGAUGAUGGUAUCACAAUGGUAUACAAGGUCUGAGCAGCCGUUUCGUGCUGGGAUCUUCUAUUGCUGUAAUGGGGUUGGUUCAAUGCUUGGUGGGAUUUUCAGCUAUGCAAUUGGCCAAAUUGAUAACUUUCCAGUGUGGAAGGCUGUCUUUUUGGUGUGCGGCGGAUUGACAGUCAUAUGGGCCGCAGUCCUUCUAAUCUUCCUUCCUGACAGCAUAAUGACUGCCAAAUCAUUCAGUAUCGAGGAGAAAGCAUUGCUUAUCGGACGCGCUCGCUUAGCACGGACAGGAGUCUUGGAUAAGCAUAUCAAACUUUACCAGAUAAAAGAAGCACUCCUGGAUCCCCAGGUGUGGCUGUUGACCUUGUUCACAUUACUAAAUGAGGUCAUCAACGGCGGUAUAGCUAAUUUUGGCAAACUUAUCAUCAAGGGCCUAGUCAAAGAUCCGCUGUUGACUACGGCCUUGGGAAUUCCUCACGGAGCUUUCCAAGUCUUCUGGAUCCUGGGCGGUACGUUCCUAGCAUCAAAGAUCAAAAACUUCCGAACUGUCGUCAUGGCUCUGUACAUGAUCCCAACCAUCAUCGGAGUAUCGAUUCUCUGGAAACUCGAUCGAGAGCAACACAGAAUUGGGGUUCUGUUCGGCUACUAUAUCCAAGGCUCAUUCGUGGCCUCACUGGUUCUCGGUUUACAAAUGCCGGCGGUCAACCUUGGUGGUUACACAAAACGAGUCACAGCGUCGGCAAUCGUGUUUACAGCAUACUGCGUUGGAAACAUCAUUGGACCGCACGCAUUCCUAGCAGAGGAAAGUCCAUUUUACCCCACGGGUUGUACCGUCGUCUUGAUGUGUGCAGUAGGCCAAAUGGUACUUGCCAUAAUCCUCCGAUUUUUCUUAAUGUGGCGAAACAAAAAGCGUGACGAAGCUCAGGCGUUUUCGAAUAACCAAAACGAGGAAAGCACCGAGAAUGAUUUGACAGAUUUUGAGAACAAUAACAAGAUUCAGAACCCGUAUUUUCGUUAUGUCAUUUGA
Messenger RNA from Clonostachys byssicola, 1551 nucleotides. Lineage: Eukaryota; Fungi; Ascomycota; Sordariomycetes; Hypocreales; Bionectriaceae. The record is from the annotation of a GenBank genome assembly.